Lutzomyia longipalpis is the source of this 601-nucleotide messenger RNA. Its product is annotated as transmembrane protein 242. The coding region runs from base 92 to 523 and encodes 143 amino acids. The transcript is spliced from 3 exons. Lineage: Eukaryota; Metazoa; Arthropoda; Insecta; Diptera; Psychodidae. The record is from RefSeq and is a predicted model, not a curated record.
UGGUUUUGUGUGUGACAGAGGGGAUUAUUUUUGUAAACACCGCGCGUGAAAAAAAUGAUAAUUUCCGGCUAAAAAUAAUCUCGGGGGAACCAUGACAGACGCCGCUGAGGUGACAACGGAGGGGAGCAAUGACCGAGCGUUCAAAAUAAAAGCGGGCGUCUUCCUGUCGGCUGUUGCUGGUGUCUCCAUCCUCGCCGGAUUCAGUCGUACCAUCAUGUCAGCCAAGAAGACCGAUCCGAGUGUCUUUGAGAACACAAAACCCGCAAAUGUCGCCCUCCUGGAAGGUGGCAGCAGGUUAGCAAUGCGAGCCCUCGGAUGGGGCACACUGUACUCUGUUGUGGGUGUUGGAGCCUUCUGCUAUGGCUGUUGGAAACUCUCCGGUGCAUCGAAUAUGGAUGAAUUUAAGCUGAAAGUGAAGGAAAAAUUCCCCCAAGUGCCACGAAAUGAUCCCCCAAAGAGUCGGACGGACUUUGAUGGCCUCACAGACUUACUCAAGUACCUUUCAACGUGGGGUAAGGAGUGAGAAAUCACACGAUUCAUUGUCCACCAAUAAGCAAUAAGGUUCAUUUAAUAGAUAGAAAAUAAAAAUAGAUACAAAUCA